This is a messenger RNA of Syngnathoides biaculeatus (alligator pipefish), 4120 nucleotides long. It is a transcript of the gene wnt7bb, whose product is annotated as wingless-type MMTV integration site family, member 7Bb. The coding region runs from base 443 to 1495 and encodes 350 amino acids. Gene Ontology annotation, biological process: neuron differentiation; cell fate commitment; positive regulation of JNK cascade. Lineage: Eukaryota; Metazoa; Chordata; Actinopteri; Syngnathiformes; Syngnathidae. The record is from RefSeq and is a predicted model, not a curated record. Gene Ontology annotation, molecular function: cytokine activity; frizzled binding. The transcript is spliced from 4 exons. Gene Ontology annotation, cellular component: extracellular region.
GCCCGGCCCCAUUAUUAUCUGCAUAUCCACGCGUGGAAGGAGGAGGGCGGAGGUUGGAGGAGAAGAGGAAGGCGUGCACCUCUCCCGCAAGGCUUACCUUACCUGUCUGGCUCCGGGACACUAUGGAGUUAAUUUAAAGAAAGGUGCUCAAGGAAUGCUUCAUUAGGGUUACGGAAGAAACCAUUUUAAUAUAAUUUGGAGCAGUCCACCUGCUUUUUUUAUUUUUUAUUUUUUUUUUUUACGUGUGGCGGGGACCAGACCACACCAUGGACUGGGUUGCAUACGAGUUCGGCGCCGCGGGACAUAGUCACGUUGCGCGCAUGUGGAAGGGUUAGUGAGUAGGCCUAACUGUAGGGGGUCUAGGGGAGGGGGUCGCAAGAUUUUUCCUGGUUCCGCAUCCAGUACGUACAGUGCAUGGCCCACGAACGGAGUGGCAACGACCAUGCACAAGCCCCUCCGAACCUGGACCCUGUACCCCGUGUUCCUGUGUUUGGGCAUCAUCUACCUCCGGCUCGGGGCCCUGUCCUCAGUGGUGGCUCUGGGCGCCAACAUCAUCUGCAACAAGAUUCCCGGGCUGGCACCUCGUCAGCGGGCCAUCUGCCAGAGCCGCCCGGACGCCAUCAUUGUCGUGGGCGAGGGCGCCCAGAUGGGCAUCAAUGAGUGUCAAUAUCAGUUCCGCUAUGGACGCUGGAACUGUUCGGCGCUGGGGGAAAGGACCGUUUUCGGGCAGGAGCUGCGUGUAGGCAGCCGGGAGGCGGCGUUCACCUACGCCAUCACGGCGGCGGGCGUCGCCCACGCCAUCACGGCGGCGUGCAGCCAGGGCAACCUGAGCCAGUGCGGCUGCGACCGGGAGAAGCAGGGCUACUACAACCAGGAGGAGGGCUGGAAGUGGGGAGGCUGCUCGGCCGACAUCAAGUACGGCAUCGAGUUCUCCCGCCGGUUUGUCGACGCCCGGGAGAUCAAGAAGACCCCACGUCGCCUGAUGAAUCUGCACAACAAUGAGGCGGGGAGAAAGGUUCUAGAAGAAAGGAUGAAGCUGGAGUGCAAGUGCCACGGCGUGUCGGGCUCCUGCACCACCAAGACGUGCUGGACGACGCUCCCCAAGUUCCGGGAGAUCGGCUACGUGCUCAAGGACAAGUACAACGAAGCGGUGCACGUGGAGGUGAUGCGGGCCAACCGCCUGCGGCAGCCCAGCCACCUGAAGGUGAAGCAGACUCAGGGCUACCGCAAGCCCAUGGACACGGACCUCGUGUACAUCGAGAGGUCGCCCAACUACUGCGAGGAGGACGCGGCCACGGGCAGCGUGGGCACCCAGGGGCGCCUUUGCAACCGCACCUCGCCGCACACGGACGGCUGCGACCUCAUGUGCUGCGGGCGGGGCUACAACACGCACCAGUAUACUAAAGUGUGGCAGUGCAACUGCAAGUUCCAGUGGUGCUGCUUCGUCAAGUGCAACACGUGCAGCGAGCGGACGGAGGUGUUCACUUGCAAGUAGGGCGCCGCACAACGCCAGACGAGCAGCAGUGAGAGAUUUUUUUUUUUUUCGUUUUUGUUUUUUUUUUUUUUGUUUUGUUAUGUUUUGUUUUCUUCGCCAUCGACACUACCGGCUCUUCACGGCAUCGUUUUGCACACGAGAAUCUUUCAUUUGCUUUUUCACAAGAGUAAAACGCAAACUAGCAGCAGGCGACCUCACGCCAGGAUGUACGCGGUGACAGCAAUGUUGGGGGGGGGGGGGGGUGGCGUGCCCCGCCCACUCCCCCGGCCCUCCCCCCACCCCCCUCCUCGACGGUGAGAAGUGCACUCUGGGGAUUUUAAGACUGACACUCACGCCAACGUCUGGCAAUGAGCGAAAAACCUCCACGAGUCUUCCGAGCGCUUAAAACGGACACGGACGACCGGAUCCCGAGUCCCCCCCGCCGAACUGGCUCGGGUUGCACGUUUGCGGAAACAAAUGUUGUUAGCGAGGUGCGUUGAGGUGUACCCAAAACAUUAAAGAAAAAAAAAAAAUUAAUAAUAAUAAACAUAAUGAGCAGAGAACUCUUUAGAAUUUUGUGCUGCCAACUGGAAUACGGUGGAGUUAAUGUUAGUCUUCCAGUCACACUGGAACUGUCUGUUCUGAACACUGAAAAAUAAAUUGUUUAUUUAUGUAAUAGUAUCUUUAAAAAAAAAAAAAAAAAAGAAACAAACGAAGCACUAACGGGUAGAGAUGUCUUUUUUUUGUACUAAGUGUUAAGAAAGUACUUUAGGAACUCUGACUGAAGCUGUAUGUGUAUAAGAACCCCCCCCCUGCCCCCCCCUACACCUCAUCUUGUCCUCUUUAAAAUAUGUUUCAUAUUCCCAACACCUUGGCUCUAUUUAAGUGUUGCAUUGUUUGUCCCCCCCCCCCCCCCCCCGUCACGCGGCGGGAAUGUUCCUGGAAGCUGGAUGUUGUUGUCGAGUGCUGCACUGAUACUUUCUCUUCAAUUCGUGCUAAAUAAAAGUCCGCAUUUUGGAAAAAAAAACAAAAACAAAAAAAAGUCCUCACCGCAGGCGCGUGUUUUGUUUAUGUUGUCGCCCGACGCGAGAGAUAAAAAGUUCCGCUGUCUUCUGGUGUCUUGUACAGUCGAAGCCAGAAGUUUCACGUACAGUGCGCGAAAACACGUUUCAUUUUUUCAUCUCGCGGUUUGAAGUCAAAUCAGACUAAAACUGUCUUGUUUCAAGUCAGUCGGGAUCACCAAAAUGAUUUCAUUUUGUAAGAUGCCACAAUAAUGAGAAUUUCUUGGAGAACUUUGUACUAUUUUCUUCAAGGUCAAAAGUUGACAUAUAUUUCCUUAGUUUGGGUGACUUGGAUCAAACGUUUUAGGUAACCUUCCACAAGCUUCUGACAGUACUCUGGAACUGCUGGAACUGAGUCAGGUUUGUCGGUUCCCUCGCUCAUACACACCUUUUCAGAUCUGCAAACGAAUUUCCGAUGGGAUUCAGAUCAGGGCCGCUUCCAGGACAUUGACUUUGUGAUCCUCAAGCCACUUUUGAACCAUUUUGGCAGUAUGGUCAGGAUCAUAGUCCAUUUGGAAGACCCAAGUUUCACUUUUCUGGCUGAUGUCUUGAAAUAUUGCCUUAGUAUCUCCAUGUCAUGUUCUAGUUCCUGUUGUAGCAAAACAGCCUCACAACGUGAUGAUGCCACCUCCAUGUUUCACAGUUGGUAAGGUGUUCUCUGGUCUUCCCCCUUUUACCUCCAGAAGUUGAGUUCUUUGUCUUGGUGUCUUUUUGCAAACUGCAUUCUCCCUUUUUUGUGUUUCUUUUGGGGUAAUAGCUUCAUUCUCUGUGAGUGGCCUUUCAACCCAUGUCAGUUUCACUGCGAAUAUAAUACUUCCUUACCAGGUUCAUCCAGCAUCUUCACAAGGUCUUUAGCCUUUGUUCCGGGGUUGGUUUCGAACCAAAACACUUUCAUCUCUGCGACACAGAGCCUGUCUCCUUCCUGAGCGGUGUGAUGGCUGGACAUACUCGGGAGAUUUAUGCUCGUGUAUCAUUGUUUGAACAGAUGAACGUGACACCUUCAAGCAUCUGGAAAUUGCACCCAAGGAUGAACUAGACUCGUGAAGAUCCAUGAUUAUUUUCUUUGAUUUCCUGACUUAUUUCUUCUGAGUUUCCCUUCAUUUCAAACAAGGAAGAAGAUUGUUUGAGGUGUGGCUUAGGUACUCAUGUCGUCAUUUAACCUAUUAGGAGGUUCCAAAGCCAUGACCUCAUCAUGAGAGCUUCCCUUUGUUCUUUAAAGACGUAGUACUUUUUUUGUGCAUGCAACCGUUUGACCUCAAACAAAAUCAUAUAAAAUCCCAAGAAAUUCCCUCUCUCGUUAUUGUGGCAUUUAACAAAAUUUAAAAAAAUUGGUGUUCCUGACUGACGAGAAACAGGAGAGGUUUUGUUUCAUUUGACUUCAGAGAGUGAGACAAAAAAAUGAAAUGUGUUGUUGCACAGUGCAUGUAAACUUCUGGCUUCAACUGUAGAUUUUUAUGUCUUUCAGAGUUUCAUCAGUAAUUUUGUCAUUAAAGUUCUCAAAUUGAUUAAUCAGUGACAUCAGUGCAUGUUUUUAAAAAAAAUAAUAAAUCAGUGUGCAAAGCUACUGUCUAUUGUCAAUAAAACA